Miniopterus natalensis is the source of this 2274-nucleotide messenger RNA. It is a transcript of the gene MEST, whose product is annotated as mesoderm specific transcript. Gene Ontology annotation, cellular component: membrane. The record is from RefSeq and is a predicted model, not a curated record. Lineage: Eukaryota; Metazoa; Chordata; Mammalia; Chiroptera; Miniopteridae. Gene Ontology annotation, biological process: acylglycerol catabolic process. Gene Ontology annotation, molecular function: monoacylglycerol lipase activity.
GUGUCUGCCCUGCUUCGGCGCCCGUGCUCUGGGUCGGUGUGCCCGCGGCAUGGGAUAAGACGCAGCCAUGGUGCGCCGAGAUCGCCUCCGCAGGAUGCGGGAGUGGUGGGUGCAGGUGGGGCUGCUGGCGGUGCCGCUGCUUGCGGCCUAUCUACACAUCCCGCCCCCCCAGCUUUCCCCCGCUCUUCACUCAUGGAAAUCUUCUGGCAAAUUCUUCACCUAUAAGGGAUUGCGCAUCUUCUAUCAAGACUCUGUGGGUGUGGUUGGAAGUCCUGAGAUAGUCGUUCUUUUACAUGGCUUCCCGACAUCCAGCUAUGAUUGGUAUAAGAUUUGGGAAGGCCUGACGCUGAGGUUUCAUCGGGUGAUUGCCCUUGAUUUCUUAGGCUUUGGCUUUAGCGACAAACCGAGACCACAUCACUACUCCAUCUUUGAGCAGGCCAGCAUCGUGGAGGCGCUGUUGCGGCAUCUGGGGCUUCAGAACCGCAGGGUCAACCUUUUGUCUCAUGAUUAUGGAGACAUUGUUGCUCAGGAGCUUCUCUAUAGGUUCAAGCAGAAUCGAUCUGGCCGGCUUACCAUAAAGAGUCUCUGUCUUUCAAAUGGAGGUAUAUUUCCUGAGACUCACCGUCCUCUCCUUCUCCAAAAGCUUCUCAAAGAUGGAGGCCUGCUGUCACCCAUCCUCACACGAUUGAUGAACUUCUUUGUAUUCUCUCGAGGUCUCACCCCUGUCUUUGGGCCAUACACCCGACCCUCUGAGAGUGAGCUGUGGGACAUGUGGGCAGGGAUACGCAACAAUGAUGGGAACUUAGUUAUUGACAGUCUCUUACAGUACAUCAACCAGAGGAAGAAGUUUAGAAGACGCUGGGUGGGAGCUCUUGCCUCUGUAACUAUUCCCAUUCAUUUUAUCUACGGGCCUUUGGAUCCGGUGAAUCCCUACCCGGAGUUUUUGGAGCUGUACAGGAAAACGCUGCCGCGGUCCACAGUGUCGAUUCUGGAUGACCACAUUAGCCACUACCCACAGCUAGAGGAUCCCAUGGGCUUCUUGAAUGCAUAUAUGGGCUUCAUCAACUCCUUCUGAGCUGGAAAGAGUAGCUUCCCUGUAUUACCUCCCCUAUUCCCUUAUCUGUUGUGUAUUCCACUUAGAAACGCCCCAAAGAGGUCCUGACCACCAAGCACUUCUCUCACAAAGGUCCACCUGACUCACACUGGUGAACAGCAUAUAGUGAAAAGCCAGUAGAGGCUCCGACUAAGGGUGACCUAAUAGUCCACCUCCCAUUCCUUUGUCAUCUGAUCAAGUGUAUGGACUUGCCUUUGUGUUAUUAGGACAUUCUGAUGAGCGCUACUACUCACGGAUGCAGAAAGACAGGCGUUCUUUUGCAUAAGUCUUUUAACUUUCUAUGGACUGUUGUGAAAUACUUAGAUGUGCCGAUUUCGGGCCCAGCCCAGCUGGCAUCUUAGAGUGAAGAAUGAGGAGAGGCUGCCUGCUUCCCUCUCCUUGAGUGGCUUUAAGGGCACAUGCUUUUUUAAGUUUUCUAUGCAGCACAGCUUCAAGGGAGAGAGUCUCCCCUGUCAUAACUUUGGCUUAGUUUCAUUGGCUACAUCUAAUUGUAGACAUUUUGUUAAAAUAGAUUUUUUGCUUUAAAUAAUUGCAGUAUUCUAAGUGUACUUUAAGACUAUGAUUUACUUACACGUAUUAUAUAUACUUUAGAAGGGUAGUAACCCAGCAGACACUUACUCUAGCAGAGUAGUGAACUUUAUUAAACAUUGAACUAAAUCCAAAUUAUUUACACAAUGUCCUAAAAGUCACAGGACAUGAAGACCAAUAGUGUCUAUGCCAGAGAUGUACUGUUAUUAGCUGGAAAGACCAAUUCUAACAGCAAAUAACAGUCUGACUCUUUAUACCUCAGUGCUUUGAAGCUAAUGUGGAGGGGAGGGGAGCGUGGUACAGUCCAAGGUACCCUGCUGAGUGUACACGGAUUCCUUUUAUGAUGAUCGCUUAACUUAGUGGUUAGCCCAGAGAGGCUUCCUCACGUAGCUCCUCAAUUCCUGUACUUCACAGACAGGAAAGUUCCAGAAACUUUAAGAACAAAUUCUGAAAGGCCGAUGAGCAAAUGGUGCUGAAUACUUUUUUUUUAAGCCACAGUUUCAUUGUUUUAGUCAAAGUAGGAUUAGGUGAUUAUUUUAAAUUCUUUUUUUUAAAAUUAGCAACUUCAAGUAUAACAACUGAAAGUGGAAUAAGUGUUUAUUUUCUAUUAAUAAAAAUGAAUUUUGACAAAA